AUUCUGCGAGGUGAUAAGUUGAGGAAACAUGGCGACGUCUAAUUUGUUAAAGAACAAGGGGUCCCUGCAGUUUGAGGACAAGUGGGACCUGAUGCGGCCCAUCGUUCUCAAGCUGCUCAGACAGGAGGCCGUCACUAAGCAACAGUGGUUCGACUUGUUCUCAGAUGUCCACGCUGUGUGUCUGUGGGACGACAAAGGCCCAGCCAAGAUCCACCAGGCUCUCAAAGAGGACAUCCUAGACUUCAUCAAACAAGCACAGGCACGGGUGCUGAGCCACCAGGACGACACAGCGCUGCUGAAGGCCUACAUCGUGGAGUGGAGGAAGUUCUUCACCCAGUGCGACAUCCUGCCCAAGCCCUUCUGCCAGCUGGAAAUCACACUGAUGGGCAAACAAGGCAGCAACAAGAAGACCAACGUGGAGGACAGCAUCGUACGCAAGCUGAUGUUGGACACGUGGAACGAGUCGAUCUUCUCCAACAUAAAGAGCCGUCUGCAGGACAGCGCCAUGAAGCUCGUGCACGCCGAGAGGCUGGGAGAGGCCUUCGACUCCCAGCUAGUGAUAGGAGUACGAGAGUCCUACGUGAACCUGUGCUCUAACCCAGAGGACAAGCUGCAGAUCUACAGGGAUAACUUUGAGAAGGCUUACCUGGACUCCACAGAGAGAUUUUACCGAACCCAGGCACCGUCCUACCUGCAACAGAACGGCGUCCAGAACUACAUGAAAUAUGCAGAUGCCAAGCUGAGAGAAGAGGAGAAGCGAGCACUUAGAUAUCUAGAGACACGUCGUGAAUGUAACUCUGUUCAAGCACUUAUGGAAUGUUGUGUGAAUGCUCUGGUGACUUCGUUCAAAGAGACGAUCCUGGCCGAAUGUCCGGGGAUGAUCAAACGUAACGAGACAGACAAGCUGCACCUGAUGUUUUCUCUGAUGGACAAGGUUCCCAGCGGGAUCGAGCCCAUGCUGAAAGACCUGGAGGAUCACAUAGUCAACGCUGGACUGGCAGACAUGGUGGCUGCUGCUGAGACUAUCACUACUGACUCUGAGAAGUACGUGGAGCAAUUGCUGACUUUGUUUAACCGCUUCAGUAAACUGGUGAAGGAAGCCUUCCAGGAUGACCCGCGCUUCCUCACUGCCAGAGACAAGGCCUACAAGGCUGUUGUCAACGACGCCACAAUAUUCAAACUGGAGCUGCCCAUGAAACAGAAAGGUGUGGGCCUGAAGACUCAGCCGGAGUCAAAGUGUCCCGAGCUGUUGGCGAACUACUGUGACAUGCUGCUGAGGAAAACUCCUCUCAGCAAGAAACUCACCUCAGAGGAAAUCGAGCUCAAACUCAAAGAAGUGCUCUUGGUGUUGAAGUACGUGCAGAAUAAGGAUGUAUUCAUGCGUUACCAUAAAGCUCACCUGACCAGGCGUCUGAUCCUGGACAUUUCAGCAGACAGCGAGAUUGAGGAGAACAUGGUGGAGUGGCUGCGGGAAGUAGGAAUGCCAGCCGACUACGUGAACAAACUGGCCAGGAUGUUUCAGGAUAUCAAAGUCUCAGAAGAUCUCAACCAAGUCUUCAAGGAGAUGCACAAACACAACAAACUGGCACUGCCAGCGGACAGCGUGAACAUCAAGAUCCUGAAUGCCGGAGCAUGGUCGAGGAGCAGCGAGAAGGUUUUUGUCUCGCUGCCCACGGAGCUGGAGGACCUGAUCCCUGAGGUGGAGGACUUCUACAAGAGGAACCACAGUGGGCGCAAACUGCACUGGCAUCACCUCAUGUCCAACGGCAUCAUCACCUUUAAGAACGAGGUGGGUCAGUAUGACCUGGAGGUGACGACCUUCCAGCUGGCUGUGCUGUUCGCCUGGAACCAGAGACCCAGGGAGCGAAUCAGCUUCGAGAACCUCAAACUGGCCACGGAGCUGCCAGACGCAGAGCUUCGCCGCACACUCUGGUCGUUGGUUGCCUUCCCCAAGCUGAAGAGACAAGUUCUGUCCUACGACCCCCCGGUCAGCUCGCCCAAAGAUUUCACCGACAGCACGCUCUUCUACGUCAACCAGGAGUUCUCACUCAUCAAAAACUCCAAAGUCCAGAAGCGGGGGAAGAUCAACUUGAUUGGUCGCCUUCAGCUGACCACGGAGCGAAUGAGAGAGGAGGAGAACGAAGGCAUCGUUCAGCUCAGAAUACUCAGAACUCAGGAGGCCAUCAUCCAGAUCAUGAAGAUGAGGAAGAGGAUCAGCAACGCCCAGCUGCAGACGGAGCUGGUGGAGAUCCUGAAGAACAUGUUCCUGCCCCAGAAGAAGAUGAUCAAGGAGCAAAUCGAGUGGCUCAUCGAGCACAAAUACAUCAAGCGGGACGAGGCGGACAUCAACACCUUCAUCUACAUGGCCUAGAGGGCGGGGAAGGCGGGAGAGCUUUCCUGCUCUGGAUUUUUUUGUACACCUGGCCCGCGACCGAAGCUUUAAACACUUUGAAGAAGGACGAGAGGUUGCGUUUUGAGGGAGAUCUGGAGGAGGAAGUUGUGUCGGAAGAGAAAAGUGACAAUGACAAGUAGGGAUUACAUUGAAGGGACAAGGAAAAGAAUUUCUGCCUGUGGAAGAGGAGGGAGAAGUGUGUCUUUCUUGUGUGUGUGUUUGUGUGUGUGUGUGUGUGUGUGUGUGUGUGUGUGUGAGAGAGAGAGACGGCCGGCAGUCGUUGUUGAAGUCAUGACGAGGCGUGGCGCUGGGUCGUCGGACUGGCUGCUGUCUCUGACGCCCUCUAGUGUUGAGCGGAGGAGAGGGACGGCAGUGCGUGCCAUCUGCCAGCAGCUCAGAAGAAAUGAUUAGUGACAUAAUUCAAUUAAAUACUUCCUGCCUUACUUUUGUUAGCGACAGACUGCAGAGGAGGAGGAGGAGAUGGAACUAGCUGAUAUCAAUCUUUUGCUUUCCGCAGCUGCCGCCUGUGGCCGUUUUGCGUCCCUCCCAUUGAGCGUUUGUUUAAUUUCGACUGGGAACGCAAAAAAAAGGCGCCAGUGAAAGCUACCUAUGAGGAGGAGAGGACAUGGAGAGACUAGUCGAUACUACCGAGGAGUAUUUUGCCAAAUGUGUGUGUGUGUGUGUGUGUGUUUGCGUGCAUGGGGAGCGUUUGGCCUUUUAAGUGUGUGUGUGUAUGUAUGUGUGUGUGUGUGUGUGUGUGUGUGUGUGUGCUUGUGUGUACUUUUCAACAGCAUGCUGCUCUCUGAAAUGUUUUUGUUCAUUGGAGGAUCUGUCACGUUUGUUAGUGGUUUUGUCUGAAAAGUCCGACCAGGGUGGGAAACUGAAACCAGACGCCACUCAGAUGCUGGUAAUAUUUUGUUUUUGUUUUUGUUUUUGUUUUUGUUUUGUUUGCUGUGGCCGGUAAGCUCGUCAAUAGGUAGCCAGCUAUUAUCUGAAGGCCCUAGUCUAUUCUGAAAGUUUAUUUUUGCUGUUAAAAGUAAGUGAAAUUGUUCUAUGAAAUUUAGGAUAUUACUGAACAAAAAGCUACUUUCCCACCCUGGUUCCUCAUGACCAGGUACUUGAUUAUGAAAUGAGAAAAAAAAAAAAAAAAACACACUCACACACUGGGUUGAAGCUCCUUUAGUGAGCUUUUUCUUUGUCUUGGUUUUUUCCUUUAUGAAAGCAUCAAUCUUUAUUCUGUUUCAGCGCUAGUAGAAUGCCAUAAAACUGAACCAAAUGCAGAACACACACACACUCAUACACACACACACACACACACAACAUAUUUAUUUCAGUAAGGGUUAAGAUUAUGAGCUGUUGUUUUUUUAGUGUGUUCCUGUUACUUAGAGGGCAGUACACAGUAUGAACUUUUGGACAUAGCCAUUAUGAUGAGCGUGUGUGUGUGUGUGUGUGUGUGUGUGUGUGUGUGGGUGGGUGGGUGUUGCUCCUCUCCUCUGCCUGUCCUGCCUCAGUCCACAGAUCCAAAAGACACCACCGUUCUUCUCACCACGUCAGCAAACGUUUAGCCUACUUCCUGACAAACCUAAAAGAAGUCAGUUCUAACUCUUGAAUACAACAUGACAGAAAUUUUGAAUGACAUCAGCAAAAUGACACAAGCUUUUUGAAGAGCGCGGCUGAAUCAAAGCAGGCGGUUGUAGACGGCAGUGAUAGUCAGGCUGGUUAUGAUACUAGCCCAUUCUCUGGUUAUAUUAUUCUCUCCUGGUUACGUUGAGGCUGUCCGCUGGAAUGUUUUGGUCCCCCACAAGUGUUUUCUUGAUGGCGAGCAGAGCUUCAGAAUCAGUUUUAUUCCAACAUAAGAUAUAAACCAUUUGACAAAACUGCAAACUCUAUGAAUGCUGGCACAAAACUACAGAACUCUGAUAAACUGUUUUUGAAGGCAAAACUUGUUUUUAAACAUAUUGAAUAAUGAAUUUAGGGCAGUGUAUUUGUCCCAAAAUAAAUAUGUAGCAAUUUUGGAAUGUAACUCUUCCCUUAGACCAAAAAAGACACUAAUAUUCUAUAAUGUUCUAAUGCUCUAUUCUUAAAAUCAACACUAUUUAUUUUUUCACCAAGUGAAAUCAUCUCGUCUGCAGAGUUCUUAUAGCAUGGAAAAUUAACUUGGUCAUUUGAAAUGUGGCGUGUAAUAUUCUGCAGUCGGGCAGGAACUGAAAAUGUUGGGGGGAAAAAAAUUGCCUUGGGUUUCAGUAGAAUCACAGCAACACAUUUUACCGAGUCACAGAAACAGUAAAGUUCAUAAAGCCCUGGCGUUGUGUGGACUCUAACACUGACGAUAUUGGCGCAUAGAGGUCAAAAUUAUUUCAGAAUAACACACUUUAAAUAGAUUAUUUUAACAGCAGCUUCCCUCAUGAGCCAAAUAUAGGCACACAGGGUCUGAUGAAUUGGAAAUGAGAAUUUAAAAAAAAAAAAAAAAAGUGUGUAUUCUCAGUUUAGCUGCAGUGAGCAACCAGGCGGCAGGUAUUUGCUACACAUUCACUCUUAUGAGAAGAGAACGGCUGAGACAUGAUAAUAAUAACAAUAACAAUAAUAACAAUAAUAAUAAUAAUAAUAAUAAUCUGCAGAUGAGGAGUUUCAAAGAGGACCAAGGACUUGCGUUACACACUGUCCUUCAAAAAGUACUAUUCAUUUUUCACUGUGUGAUAUUAAGAGAUUAUCAUUUUGGAAAUCGCGGUGGAAUCAGUUGAACUGUAAACAGGAGCAGGACAGGCAGCGAGGCGGGACGAGAAGAGCACAGUGAAUGUGUGGGCUUUAAUUUCUCAUAUUUAUUUCAUAUUUAUACAGCAGAAUGUCACUUUGAGUAGGGUUGUAUAUUUUGUUUGUUUUCCCGUCUUCACCCUUCUUCAUCCCGUCUUCAUAUAAGAGUAAGGGUUUCCGCUGUUACCAGUUAAUGCAUCUGCACAGCCGUGUUGGCAUUUUGUUCAUUGACAUGCACAGCAGUUCUUAAUUUACUGAAAGUCAUCCCUUGUCAUCCCAGCUUUCUGUCACAGAGACAAAAUUGUAGCAACAAAUUAUUCCUAUGAAAAAUUAGUUCAUUUCAGUCAUUACAGGGCCUGGAUGUCCUUGGUUUUAUUUCAAGUGAUUGACAUAAUAAACACACACACACACACACACACACACACACACACAAAAUGCCAAAUGUGUCUCUUUGCUGUUAACUCAGCUCUGUGUGGUGAAGCCCUGCUAGCUCAGACAAAGCAAACUCCCAUCAGUCACAUUAUGCAGUUAUUUUCCUGGUGUACACACCUGGGUCAGAUAUUAUUUUGGAAAUGAUUCGCAGAGUUUGUUUGAAAUUGCCUGUUGUCCUUUGAGAGAGACAAAGGAGAGAGUUUCAGUAAGUUAACGCUGUUUCAAUGUCAGUAGUCCAGACUUUCAGUGGUCAGCAGCUUGUUUGACAGUCUCUGUAAUGUCUUGAUGAUGUGCUUUCACCUGCAAGUUAAAACAAACGCUACUAAUAAUUUCUCUCAUCCAAGUCUGUCUGUCCAGGGAGCAUCCCACUGCCUGGCAGUCGGUGUCUGCCCACCUUUAAAGGUAACAUCUGCCCUAACACACUGAACUGAUGAUGUACUUUGCAUUUCUAGGUCUAUUUUGUCGUUUGAUAUUUUUUUCUUAUUCCCAAUUAGGCCCAAUUGUAGACGUCUUGAUGUUAUGUCCAGAUAUUUCCAGCACAGCUGCAGGGGACUUUGUUAGCCGAAAGUGCUCCAGUAAUCUCAAACACCAAAGUAAACGUCAGGUUUUGGUGUUGGUCUCUCACAAUCAAAAACUUAUGGCUUCUUUUUGAAGCCGCCACUUUGCACCGAUGUUCAACAAUCACACCGGGAGAAAUCCAUGGUAGAAAAGGACAGAUAGAGCAGCAGGCAGUGCAGCCGUGAUGCAUGAUGGGUUCUGCCCCAGUCCUCACAAACGAGUUAGCUAGCUGAAACUGUGUGGCUGAAAGCGUCAGGUUGAAAGUCAUUCUGUGAAAUGUGGAGCAUCACUAACUGAGGUCCUGUAGAUGGAGAGGAGGCGGGUGGAGGGAAGAUAGAUCCUCUGAAAAGGUAAACUGUAACACUUCAGCGCAAAAUAACUCCUGAAAUGCAAUGAAUAUCACAGACUGGGGAUUUCUAACUGUAAACGAGUGGGUUUCUGCUAUUAUAAUGCAUAAUAGUCAAACAGUUUGCACCUUUUUGGCUUUUAUUUCCGUAUUUAUGCCACUGAUACUAAUGGGUCCAUGUCAAAAGCCCUGACCUGAGACAGAUGGUAUUUCCAUGGCUCAUUUUAGCCUGCACACGAGUCAGACCAGUGGUUUGCCAGAGAAUUAGAAGACAAAAACCUGUUAGAGCAUCGGUUUAGUUUGUUUUCCUGUGAUCGUAGCUGGCACGGUGAAACUCCACCGCCCUGGAAAGGAAAAUCAAAAGGCUUUGUGACACUUUGUGCAAGUACAUUUUCACUCUGUCCUGACAGACAGCAGCUCGGUCUCUGAGGGUGAGUGGGGUUUAAGUUUCAUGCUGUAGUGUCUCUACUGACACACACACUCUCUCCUUGUUUUUUUUUUUUUGUUUGUUUGUUUGUUUCCCUAGGUCUUGACAGUUUGUUGUGACAUGAACUUUUGCACUGACUAGCUUCGACAGACCUCAGCCGUGUCUGGAAGCUCUGACACUCUGUUGUCGACACGUCCAUCUGUCUAAUUUAGAACAACUUAUCGCUGUUGUCACGAAAACCUCAUGUGUAACUCCAGUUUGGAUGACUUUCAUGUUUUACAAUUAAAAGUUGUAGAGCUCCUUCAGGAGUUGAGACGGUUCUACAACUCGUGGGCUCAUGAAACCCUUAAGGAAAAAAAACAUGCAAUGAACUCAGAACAAAGCUGGGUUUCUUAGGCCCUGAAACGUUGACAUUGAGCACAUGCUGGGAUUCCACCCAGUUGAAACCGAUAUUUUCAACACAGCAUAUGUUAACAACACAACUAACACAAGCAUAUGUCAGUCUGUUGACCCAAAAGACACACACACGCACACACACGCACGCAGACACAAAGGAAAGUGAGAUGUGGUUCAGUUUUUCUGAUACAGUCUAAUCUGAUGGGGCCAAAAAGGACCUUAGCAGCAGUACUUUUUUUUUUUUUAUUUUUAUUUUUUUUUUAUUUAAAGCAGUGUGUUCAUUGAUCAGACACACUCAUCCACAGUCACAUACCACAUGUGCAGCAGCAGAAUAAGCUUCAGUCACACACAACCAACAUUUCAAAGGAUAUGCAAGAGUCAGAGCCUCUCAGCCCUCGACACAGCACACGUUCAGGUGUUUCGCUUUUGCUGUUAUUUACAACAUACAAAGGCAUCACUGAACUUAAAGGUGACCUUGUCUUCAAAUACAAGGAGGAAUCCUCUUUCACUGCCCUAUUAUCAUUAUUAUUAUUAUUAUUGUUGUUACAUACCAUCCGUUUUAAGCCAUGUUACACGAUAGUUUGACUUGUUAUAUUCAUCUAAAGAAUGAGCAGUAUUAGCUGGUGAAUCUGAACUCUUUCUGUAGCUACUUUUUUUUUCUUUCUCUGUCAUGACAAGUCAUUUUAUCCUGGUCAGAGAUGUGGGAUUGGACUUGUUGUACUGUCUUGAAUGGAGGGUUAAAGAAGCUAAACUGACACGCUGAGCUGAAUGUGAUUUCUGAGCGUGAGGACCGGGCUCGGACACGGCGGUGGCUCACGGAUGUGUGCGGUUACGUGACAUGAACUUUGACAGACACUUUGCUCGUUUGAAAUGUGUACCCGCCCGUCACCCCCUGGCCUGUGGUGGAAACGUACUCGUAGCCUUGCUUGGUGACAAAACUUGAAAGAAAGCGAAUCAAUCAGACCCUGAAACCAGUUGAAUGUUUGCCACUGCAUCAAGUAAAGACGUUAAACUGUGUGUCGUUGAAAUGGGAGUAGAAUGGUUCAACUACUUUGAUGUGCUGCAUUGUUUUGUUUUGUUUUUGUUUUUUUGUUUUUAAUUAUUUUUUAAGUUGAAUAAUUUAUUUCCUGGCAAAAUAAAGACUGAACUGUAAAGAGACAGA
This is a messenger RNA of Myripristis murdjan (pinecone soldierfish), 8464 nucleotides long. RefSeq names its product cullin-5. The transcript is spliced from 19 exons. Gene Ontology annotation, cellular component: cullin-RING ubiquitin ligase complex. Gene Ontology annotation, molecular function: ubiquitin protein ligase binding. Bases 29 to 2371 code for a protein of 780 amino acids. The record is from RefSeq and is a predicted model, not a curated record. Lineage: Eukaryota; Metazoa; Chordata; Actinopteri; Holocentriformes; Holocentridae. Gene Ontology annotation, biological process: ubiquitin-dependent protein catabolic process.